CUGUGCGAUUUUAAUAAUUGUUAUUGUUAGUUCACAACAUUUUUUUCUCCGCGUGUGACAACGACGCCAUGUGAACACAGAGAGAGUGCGACAAGUGCAGCAUAAACUAAUUUAAGAUUAAGUGCAAUAUUUACAUAUAAAUUAAAUAUAAGGAUUGACGGACGUUUGUUCGUUAUAAAUAAACGGAGCUGCCACAUUAAGAUCAACAUGGAGUAUGAUACGAAUUACCAGCAAUAUCGCUACAAGGACAUUUUAUUCGUAUUCCUUGACCCAUUCAUCGAUGACUUCGAUUGCAAAGAUGUCCAGGACAUUCUUUACAAGAUGCUCUCCAAAGAGGAAAUCGAUCACAUCGUCAAGUCCAGGGAUCCGGAGGAGUCCACGUACCGCCUGUUUUGGACCCUCAUUGCCAAGGGCGAAAAAACCAUAAAGGCUUUCGUCGAGGAAGUGCUGAAUCCAAAGGACCAACCCAACUAUGAAUUCCUUAUGGCAGCCAUCAAGGAAGAGCACCAGCGGCCGAGCGAGAAGACUAGACUAUAUAUAGAGCAGCGGGAUCGGCUAUACAACGAUAACCAACUGUUUUCCAAGUACAAUGUGAAUCGCCUCAAACCGUACCUGAAACUGACGGAGGCCCUCCUCAAUCUUCGGCCAGCCCAAAACGUCCUGGUCGAUGGCAUUUUGGGCUCUGGUAAAGAUUGGUUAGCUCUGGACGUCUGUUCCUCUUACAAGGUUCAGUGCAAGAUGGACUUUAAGAUCUUUUGGUUGGACAUGAAGAAUUGCAUUAGUCCGGAGACGGUGCUAGAAAUGCUGCAAACACUGCUGCAUCAGAUCGAUCCCAAUUGCAGCAGUCGCAGUGAGCAUGGCAGCAACAUCAAGCUGCGGAUCCAUAGUGUCCAGGCUGACUUGCGCCGCCUCCUGAAGAGCAAGCCGUACGAGAACUGCCUGCUUGUCCUUCGAAAUGUGCAAAACGAAAACGCUUGGAGUGCCUUUAACUUAAGCUGCAAAAUCUUGCUAACCACCAGGUUCAAAAGAGUCGCCGACUUUUUGUCACCGGCUACCACAACUCACAUUUCCCUGGAUGAACACUCGAUGACGCCGACGGCUGAUGAAGUCGAGUCUUUGUUUCUUAAAUAUCUCCAAUGCCGAUCGCAGGACUUGCCCAGGGAAGUGUUAACCACAAAUCCACGCCGGCUGAGUAUCAUUGCCGAGAGCAUUCGCGAUGGUCUGGCCACCUGGGACAAUUGGAAGCAUGUAAAUUGCGAUAAGCUGACGUCCAUAAUCGAGGGCUCUUUGAAUGUUCUAGAACCCGCUGCUUAUAGGAAAAUGUUUGACAGACUGUCCAUAUUCCCUCCGUCUGCCCACAUACCCAUCGAUCUCCUAUCUCUGGUUUUCUUCGAUGACAAAUCCGAUGGCGAUGAUGCGAUGGUGGUGGUAAACAAGCUGCACAAGUACUCGUUGGUAGAGAAGCAGCCGAAAAACUCAACCAUUAGUAUACCCGCCAUAUACUUGGAGUUGAGUGUGAAGGUUGAUGACGUUGCUGUCUUAAAUCGGAGGAUCGUUGAUAGAUAUGACAUCCCCAGGGCCUUUGAUCAUGACGACUUGAUACUGCCUUCCCUGGAUACAUAUUUUUAUGGCCACAUUGGACACCAUCUGAAGACCAUUGAGCCCAUUGAGCGAGUGGCUCUGUUUCGCAAGGUAUUCCUCGAUUUUCGCUUCCUGGAACAAAAGAUUCGCCACGAUACAACGGCUUGGAAUGCCAGCGGAUCGAUCUUGAACACACUGCAGCAGCUGAAGUUUUACAAGUCAUAUAUUUGCGAUAAUGACUCCAAGUAUGAGCGUCUGGUGAAUGCCAUUCUGGAUUUCCUGCCCAAGAUCGAGGAGAGUCUUAUACGCUCAAAAUUCACGGACCUUCUAAGAAUCGCACUGAUGGCCGAGGAUGAGGCCAUUUUUGAGGAGGCCCAUCGACAGGUGCAACGAUUCAAGGAUCAUGUUUGGUUCACAGAGCAUGGUCGCUUUCAUCAGCACCGGCAGAUCAUCAAUCUGGGCAACAACGAAGUCCGCCACGCAGUCUACUUGAACAACGACUUUUGUCUGAUGGCGCUGGCCAGCAAGCAGCUGCUGCUCACCGAUGUCUCGCUCGAGGCUGAAGACACUUACCUACUGAGGGAUGAAAACGAUAGCAGUGAUAUCCUCCGAAUGGGUGUGUUCAAUAACCAACGGCAUUUAAUUACUAUGCACAGCAACGGCAGCGUUAAACUCUGGCCCCUUUGGCCCGAUUGCCCGGGCAGGCGACACAGUGGCGGCAGCAAACAGCGUGUGCGUCCUCCGGGCUCCGCACAACUGCGAAAGCCGACCGGUACCCGUAGCUACAAACAGCUGGUAAACAGCGUGGUUAAGCGAUUCAUUGGGAGCUACACCGAUCAAAAAAUAACUGCAUUCUAUUUGGAUGAGCAGGCAUCUGUGGCGGCAGACUCCAAGAUCCAGUUGCAUGUGGCCUUCAGCAAUGGUGAUGUCAGCAUCUUGAAUUGGGAUGAGAAAGAUCAGGUGUUCAAGCCCUCUCAGACGCCCACUUUGAAGACCUCCCAGAUGGAAAUCCGAAGCUUUGUCCUGGUCUUGAAGCGAUAUUACGUAGUCUGUACCGCCAACUGCACGCUGACUGUGUGGGAUCUGAACAAUGGUUCCGGCGAAAGACCGGAACUCCCGAAUUUCGAUGUCCACAACGACAGACCUUUGUCGUUGGAUGCAAUCAACGGACGGAACCAGAACGCCAGCGUUUUGCUUAUCUUCAAGCACAGCGUUUGGCGACUCAACUUCCUCCCAGGCCUUAAUGUUAACCUGCAAUCGGAGGCAGUGCAGCUGCCCGAAGGCAGUUAUAUCACCUGCGGCAAGCGGUCUACGGACGGAGACUACCUUCUGCUGGGCACCACAGAGGGUCUGAUCGUGUAUGAUCUCCGUAGCUCUGAUCCCGUACUCCGGAGCAAUGUCAGCGAACAUAUCGAAUGUGUGGAUAUAUACGAGCUCUGUGAUGCAGUCUACAAGUACAUCGUUCUGUGUGGUGCCAAGGGCAAGCAAUUGGUACAUGUCCACACGUUGCGAUCCGUGAGCGGCGCUAAUUCCCGUCGAGGUCGCGGAAUCGCCUGGGUGCACAGUGCAGAUGAGACGAGUGUGAUGACCAGGGCUUGCCUGGAGCCCAAUGUCUACCUUCGUUCGCUGCUAGACAUGACCAGCGGGCGGACGCAGCUCCUGGCCGUGGAUUCCAAAGAGCGAAUACAUCAAAUCGAAACGGCAACCGAUCCCUGUGCCCGUCGAAGGUCUAGCAUUUCGCCGUGGUCUACAAUUACACCUACGCAUGCUGCCAGCAACAGAAGGAUAACUUCCAUAUCCGCUCUGAACGAUGAACAGAUAUUUGUUGGCUAUAUUGAUGGCGUGAUCAUCGAUGUCAAUCGAGAUGCGGUGUUGCCGCAACAGUUUAUUGCAGAGCCUAUCGACUACCUCAAGCAGAUUAGCGCUCAGUUUUUGGUGGCAUCUGCCCAUGGCGCUCAAAAGACUGUGAUAUUCCAACUGGGAAGAGCUGAUAAUGGCCUGGCCAAUGACCAGUGGCCGCUACAGCUGGAUGUGGGCACCAAGUACGCGUGUCUUCUAGGAGGACAGUUCAUUAUCCUGUUCUCCGACAACGGAGUCUGCCACCUGGAUCUCGCUAAUCCCUCGGCAUUUGAUAAACCAGAAGAGUCAGUGGAAAGCCUUGUUGGUUUUGAUCUCAAGAAUGGACUUCUCUUUUUGGUCUACGGAAACAACACCAUAGAGGUUCUACGAAUCGUCUUUAGUGGCACCCAAUUGAGGUACGAACGGAUCUGCGAAGAAGAGAUUGGUCAAAAGGCAAAGAUCAGCUACCUGGCCGCCACUGAGGAUGGCAGCAUGUUUUCUUUGGGCUUUGAAAAUGGCUCCAUAGAGCUCUAUGCCUUGGAUAACCAACAGAUUCAGUUGGUUUACAGGGUGCAGGAUGUCCAUGAGCACUGCAUCCGCCAGCUACGCUUCUCGCCUUGCAAACUCCUGCUGAUUAGCUGUGCGGAGCAGUUGUGCUUCUGGAACGUGACGCAUAUGCGCAACAACCAGGUGGAACGGCAUCAGCAGCAAAGGCGCAGUCGCCGCCACAAGCUGCACAGUGCCACGCCGGAAGAGGAUGCUGUGGAUGCGGCCCCCAUAGCCUUUGAUAUGGACGAAGACUCUCCGUUUGCAGCCCGCGAAUUCUUUCCCGAACGCCAGACACCAGCAGAUGUUCCGCUGUGGCGGAAAAAGCGCGGCAAUGCCAUCCGGCCCGAACUCCUGGCCUGCAUCAAGUUUGUGGGCAACGAGGCCCGUCAAUUCUUCACCGAUGCCAAGUUCUCGCAGUUCUAUGCCAUCGAUGACGAGGGCGUUUACUACCAUCUACAGCUGCUGGAGUUGAGUCGUCUGCAUCCUGCAGAGCCGGAUCUGCAGGACAUAAGUGACCGAUCCUUGGAGAAAAUAGCCAGCAUGCAGUAUGAAGACCUCAAGGAUCUCCGUAUAAUCGAAAGCCCGCUUCCCGACGACGAUGAUAAUGUGGGCGCCGAUGUGGUGGGCAACCUGAGUCCCGUCCAGGAGGCGGCGGCCACCACUACCUCAUGACGCCAGAGGUGCGCCUCUUUGCGGCGCACAAACCGGGAAAACGGGAACUACAGCAUGGCAUUUAUAGGACUACUGCUCUAUUAUCUAGUGGUCUUGCUGCUUUAUUUCGUGGGACCCGCCUUGUCCUAGGCAACGUCAACGUCCGAUAUCUCAAAGGGCGCCGGGUGCGUUGCCCUGCCUUUUGUUUGGCAAGCCCCGAGAUCGUCACAGAAUAAACGACACUUCUGAAAA
Messenger RNA from Drosophila serrata, 4872 nucleotides. It is a transcript of the gene Dark, whose product is annotated as Death-associated APAF1-related killer. Gene Ontology annotation, molecular function: ADP binding; protein binding. NCBI's taxonomy places the organism in Eukaryota, Metazoa, Arthropoda, Insecta, Diptera, Drosophilidae. The record is from RefSeq and is a predicted model, not a curated record.